This is a messenger RNA of Magallana angulata, 1381 nucleotides long. Its product is annotated as arrestin domain-containing protein 17-like. Gene Ontology annotation, cellular component: cytoplasm. Gene Ontology annotation, biological process: protein transport. Lineage: Eukaryota; Metazoa; Mollusca; Bivalvia; Ostreida; Ostreidae. The coding region runs from base 52 to 1206 and encodes 384 amino acids. The transcript has 7 exons. The record is from RefSeq and is a predicted model, not a curated record.
UUACGUCCGGUGUUCACAAUAAUAUUUGGAUGAAAUAAUUUACGGACUAAUAUGAAAAAAUUUAAUAUAUAUCUAAAUGAUUCCAGUGCUGUCUACUUUCCAGGCCAGAGCAUCCAAGGUGUUGUGCAAUUCUAUGUGGAUAGCAAGAUUAAUACGACAGGAGUACACAUAGAGUUCUGUGGAGUAACUUACGUCGAUUUUAAAGAAAAACAAAGAAAUGGGCAAGGAGAAAGUUGUUACAGUUCACUGGAGAACCACUGUUACAAUACAGUGGCACUUGCCUCUAAAGAUGGCUCUGAAUUUUGUUUGUCCACUGGAACUUACCAAUACCUAUUUACCACGCAACUUCCGGAGGAGCUGCCGACAUCCUUUGAGUGCGACGGUGGAUACACUCGGUAUUACUUACGAGCUUACAUUGCAUGCAGCUCACAGGAUGAAAUGAGCUGCAUUGUACCAGUCACUGUUCUUACCGUUUUUGACCUAAAUGAAUCAAUUUACGCAAUGAGGUCUGAGGAAGUAGAUGAUCUGCAAUUAGUUGGAUGUUGUUCCAAGAAAUGUGUAAAAACAAAACUAAAACUAACUAAGUCUGGAUACGUUCCGGGCGAAAGGAUCCAAUUGGACGCGUCUUGUGAUAAUCAGACACAAAAAUCUCUCGAUCAGGCGUAUGUUAAUCUUUUUAUGAAUAUCACACUGAAGACAGAGAAGAAGGACCUUGUCGUACAGAAAAUCAUAAGGAGUUGGUCAGUGCCGGAAAUUCCUCCCCAAACACACCUCUCCCUGGAUGACCUCCAACUGACCGUCCCGCCCCUACCUUCCUCGGGAUCCCGAUAUUGCAACAAUAUAGACAUUCACUACACACUGCAAUUUACGGUUGAGCUGUCGAAUGAUGUCUGCUGUACGUCUUCUUUGAGUCUCAUUGUUGGCAAUGUGCCGUUGGAAAGUUGUGCAAACCAAUACACCGGAAAUGAAGGUGCGAAUGUCGCCAAAGUCAACAAUCAACAGCUACCGAACGAAAUUCAGAAACGACUGUUGAAUAGUGCAGGCGUUCCAACACACAAGUAUGAUGACACGUCUUGUGUAUUAGUAGACACUUUUUUUCGAUUAAGUGACAAAGAUGGUGAGUGGCAUCCAGAACCUUUACCCGCCCAGCCAGUAAAAUGGAGGCCUUCAUACCUGUACUAUGUCAACCAAAUUUCCGAUACUUGAUAUAGAUGCACAGGAUUAUUGCAUGUUAGUUCUAUUGCGUAGAGAGAAUUGUACUGACUUUUACACAUAUACACUCAAAAGCAGUUGAAACUAUAAAGUUAUACUGAUCGCUUUUUAUUUAAAAUGUAUCAAAAAAUAUUCAUAUUAAUUAAAAAAUAAAUCAUUUUCAAAAAAC